Molecule: messenger RNA, 503 nt
Organism: Equus caballus (horse)
Lineage: Eukaryota; Metazoa; Chordata; Mammalia; Perissodactyla; Equidae
Source: RefSeq, a predicted model, not a curated record
UCUUGCCUCCUGUGACCCCAGCAGGGAAGGCUGAGUAUAAAAAGCAGCCACCUCUCCCCAGAGGCAGGGACCGGCAGCCCUGCUCACUGGAAGUCAGCACCAUGAAGCUGUUCACAGUCCUCGUCUUCUGCUCCUUGGUCCUGGGAGCCAGCGGCUUGUUAUCGUUCCUUGGAGAGGCUGCUCGAGGGGCUUGGGACUUGGUGGGAGCCUACUGGGACAUGAGACAAGCCAAUUAUCAACAUUCAACCAGAUACUUCCAUGCCUGGGGGAACUAUGAUGCUGCACAAGGGGGCCCUGGGAGUGUCUGGGCAGCUAAAGUGAUCAGCAACGCCAGGGAAGAUCCUCAAGGACUCUUAAACCAGCAUCACUUUGGAAGCAGCAGCUGUGAAUUGGAGAACUUGAAUUCCAACCAGAAAGCUGGGGAAUGGGGCCAGAGUGGCAAUGACCCCAAGCACUUCAGACCUGCUAGCCUGCCUAAGGAAUACUGAGCUCCCUGCUCCCUC